This is a messenger RNA of Pocillopora meandrina, 4511 nucleotides long. The record is from the annotation of a GenBank genome assembly. NCBI's taxonomy places the organism in Eukaryota, Metazoa, Cnidaria, Anthozoa, Scleractinia, Pocilloporidae.
UACUCAAAACACAAGAAAAUGAUCAAUGAUUACAUCUUAUACUAUGGAAGAGGAAUAGAACAUUUCAAAAGGGACAGGUUUGUUACUGAUUUUCUCUACCAUUGAGUUGUGCUUUGGGAUUGUUGUUUAACCCUUUAACUCUUACAGGUGACUGGCAUCUAAUUUCUCCUUACAUUAUUACUGUGAUCACCACUAAUGAAGCUCUAACUUGAUUGUUAAACAAAUUCUCCUCGCCAAUUCUAAAGUAAAUGUCUAGAGAAGGGUAUUAAGAAAGUGCGGACUGGUGUCUGAUGCCGAGGGUUUACAAACCAAGACUAAGAGUUGUAUUGUAUGGAACUUUGGAAAUGUCUGCAUCUAUGGUGAUAGAAUAUGGCCAAAUACUUUCAAAUAGGAGUUUAUUAUAUUAUGUUUUAAUUGAAAGAUAUUAUUGAAACAAUUUUUCUGUUAUGGUAAGAAAAGUAAUGAAUACAUUAUUUUCUGACCAUCUAUAAUCUUCUUAAUCUCAUAUUUAAUUAUCUGUUGUCAUUUAUUAUCUGCUAAAAUAGCUCCAGGGAUAAAACAGACAUGGAUGUUAUCAAGGAGGAGCAUAGGUGUGUAUACUUUACUACUAACAAAUAUUGUGUUAUGAAGUGCAUAGUUUGAGUAUCACAGUCACUGAUUAAUAAAAAAAAUGAAUUGAUGCAGACUAAUAAACCCUUGUGACAUGCAUAGAAUUUACCUCAAUGUUUUAAACUGAAUUUCCUUUUAUUUACACACAAACACUAACAGAAGCACCAGAAAGAAAGUGAAAAAUGAUAAGUUAUCAUUUUUAACAUUUACAGACAAUAUAUUGUACACAGAGAGAGGUACUGUACAAAAGCCCCCACACUAUCCUUAAUUGAGAUGCGGUAUUUUCUCUCUUUGUGUUAGAGGCUUAAAACCCAUGUAUGCAAUGAUCUUACAUUUUUCUAUAUCAUUUCAUUUUUUGAAAUUUCUGUUCAAACAAAGAAGUUUCUAAGAGAAUAAUCAGUUCCCAAUUAAUCUAGAACUCAUUAGAAAUUUUUUCUAAUCAUUUCAUUUGUCAUGUUUGUAAUGAGAACUCAUUUAUUUGGAAUGAAUUUUGUAGGUUUAUUUGGAAUGAAGAGGAUGACCCAGAAGGUUCCUGGUAUGUGUUAUAUUGAUACAAUCUGUCUAUUGAGUGGUGUGACACUUGAUUGUCAUUUCUUUGAUUUUCAAGUAAUGAUCUUGAUUUCAAUCUUCUUUUAGGGAAAAACAUUUGGCUAAGAAGUAUUAUGACAAGCUUUUUAAAGAGUACUGUAUUUCUGAUCUUAGCAGAUACAAAGAAAACAAGGUGACUGAUAAAAAAGUGUUAUUUACUGCAAAACCAAUGAGGAUCACAUCAAGCUGUUUGAUAUGAUUAUCAUUAGGCAAGAGUUUUUGACAAUGUUACCAUCCUAAAUUGCAGGUGGCAUUAAGGUGGAGAAUUGAAAAAGAAGUCAUUGAAGGAAAAGGUGUGAAAAGGUCACUUUUUAUUAACUAAACAGUCAUCAGCUAAAUUUCUUACACAAGUAUAGUGAACAUGCUACACAAUAAGGUACUUUAUUUGACUGAGUGAAAGAGUAGAAUGAUUUUCUAAACCAAUCACAGAGCAAAGUGAAGCAAAACCAUUACAGUCCCAGAUGACUUUGAGCACUUAAUAGAAAGUUGCUCUUAGAGUCUGUUUGUCAAAACAAAAUUUGGUCUGGGUAGGAAAUUAUGCCAAGUCCUAACCAUCAUUUGAUUGGUAGGUAACUCAGUUUAAAGGAUAGUAAUGUCAACAGAUUAAAACCAGCUAAAUGUUUGUACCUAUUAAGAGGAUAUAGUGAUGAUGUGCAUCUUUGUCAAAUAGGCCAUGUUGUCAAACGUUUAUGGUAAAUAGGCCUACCAGUAUCACUGGGCAUUAAUUCCACCAGUUUGGGAGUCUGGUCAUGGGCAUGUAAAAUGUAUGAUGAUCAAGACUAUCCAGCCCAACAAAAUCAUGUAAUUAUUGUCAUAAAAGCUGAAUUGUAACAGUCUUUUUUUUUUUUUUUAAAUGCUGUGAAGGUAAUAUGAAAAAUUUAUUAGUUGUUAUUUUCUUCAAAUUCAUUUUUAGGGCAGUUCACCUGUGGAGACAAGAGAUGUUCAGAAUCUGAAGGACUUCGCAGCUGGGAGGCAAGUAGUACGUGCAAAAUGCCUGAUUAUUGGAUGGUAUAUCUUACUUUUUAAGCUCUUUUAGAUCUCCAGAUAUCUACUUUACUGAACAGCAUCUAUACAAUAAUUGGUUUGCGAGUGCAUGUGCUGUAUGGCUGAUGUCUGUUUUCUAUUUUGUACCAAGGUUAAUUUUGCUUAUAUGGAACAUGGAGAAAAGAAAAAUACUCUCAUUAAACUCAGUAUGUAUAAACCUUAUACUUAGAUUUCUGAGUCUAACCUUUUUUAAUUACCAAUUCUUAUUGACUGCUGAGGUCAAUUAUUCUGAAGUUCCAACAUUAAUUUAUCGACUUUUACUUCACUCAGGACUCUGUCCAGAUUGUUCCUAUAAACUCAACUAUCAUCACAAGUAAGUCAAUUAAUCUGAUACACUGAAGCUAUUAACUAAAAUAAAAACUUUUCCCAGAGACACUUCAAUUCAUAAGAUACUAAGUUACUUAUAGGACACACCCACACUCAGGCUAGAAUUUCCCCCAAAUUGAGGCUCUGCUGUAUGCUCAAAUUUUAGAAUGUUAAACUGAACUUGGCUUAGUAGUUCAAACCCUUCCAAGGACAGAAUCAAAAAAGACUUUAUAGUUACUUUCAUAAGGAAAAGAGGCAAGGUAUUCCACUGGUAAAGAAACAGAAUUGCAAUUUCCAAUUCCCCUUAGUUUACCAAUAAAUAUUAUCUUGCAAAUUUUAAAUAGAUAUAUUAUAUGAUGGUCAGAGAGACAAGCAAAGAAAGGAAAAGUAAUCUUUUGGUGGCCAUCCAUUCUUUAGCUACUCUUGAUCUUUUUGCUUUCUGUCACAAUUAGUAAUUAAAGCUGCUUACUAGAGUGAUGUAGAAUUUAAAAAAAUUCAAAUUGUAACUGUGUUUUGCAAAGGAAGAAACUUGCUAAGAAAAAGAAAAAAGAAGGGGAUAGAGAGUCACAGAAAUCACAUUCAGGCAAGAAAAAGAAGAGGAAUAGACAUCACAGACACAAAGAGCUAGACUUGUCUGGUUCAUCUGAAGACUCUGAAGAUAACUGCGGUAAGUUUGGUAUUAUACUGAAUGUAAAUACUUGAGGUAUUAGAAAUUGGCUUGCAGUAAUUGUAAAUCAAUCAAAUUUCUCCUAAAAAAAAUCAACACAUCAUCCGGCCAAAAGGCAAUGAGAAUAGACAUCAUAGACAUACAUCAUGUCAUCCUGAUAAAACACAAAAUUGUCCAAAAAUUCAUAGCAGGUUGUAGAGAGAAUUACAGAUUCUGAGAUAAUUUAUUGGCAUGAGUCAAUAAAAUGUUUCAAAUAUGACACAGUAACACCCAAGAUCUCUCUUUCAUAAGUAAAAAUAUAAGUAUCAUUGCUGAAGUAAGAAUCUUACUGCACUAGGUACUACAGAUGGUGGAUCAUCAAAAGAUGUUGAAAACACCAACUCUACAAGUACUGGUGAAGAUAUCUGGAAAGGCCCAGCAAAGAUUACUGUUGAUAAAACAAGGUAUGCACUCUUGAGAGUUGACUUUAUUCUUAACAUGUUUCAGAGUAAUUAAAGGGUUUAUUGACUACUUAAUGGACAGGUAUACAAGUCAUGUGCCUAUUGAGAGAGUGCAGAGGAUAAAUCAACUAAAUAUUAUCUAUCUUCCCACCAGGAUAUAUGACAUUCCUUACUUUUGUGAGGAAAGAUAAAUAAUGAGGUUAUUUGAACAUGUAGCUGAUGGGAAAAGAUGUUUUUCCAUCCUGUCACAUGCAUGGGACAAAGAAAAAAUUCCAAGUCCUCAUGAGGAAUCAAUCCUCAGACCUUCAGAUUCUACGUCAUAUUUUGUAAAUAGAAAAAGAAAGAUGGUGAGUUUCUGAGUUCCCAUGAGGAAUCAAACGUAUCUACAAAACAUGAUGCUAACGACAUUGCUGAUCCUAGCAGUAUUCAUCAAAUUACAGGGUAUCUACAAAACAUGAUCUGGGAUCACAACACUAUCGGGAUCAGCAGUGUUUUUGUGGAAUCAUUGAUCAAAAUUGAUCCUUUUUGGGAUCAGGGAUCAAAAUUCCCAAUGUUUUUGUGAUCAGGGAUUAAAAUUCUCAACGUUUUUGUGAUCAGGGAUCAAAAUUUGGGGCAAAAAUACAGGAUCAGUUAAGAAAAAAAAAUACCUUGUUACGACCCUGAUAUUAACUUCAUAGUGGGCUUUGCUCACCAUAGAGUCUCUGUGGCUCUGUGGUAGAACAAAGUAGUGCAGAAUCUAAAGAUCUGAAGUUUGAUUCCUCACAGAGACUCAGAAGUGAUCAUUUGCUUUGAAUUACUAUUGUUUUCCAUACAGGGAGGAAGAAUUUGAAGAGUACUUCCAAGAUAUGUUUCUGUGA